UAUACAGACUGACAACAUGCCAGCAGUUCUUCUUUGUGAAGAUAUGGUUUGUUAUAAUAAACAUGUACUUCUGGAUCAUAUUCUUUAGGGAGCACCCGGUUGAAGUUAGUAAUUUGAAGGCCUUUCUUGGAGGAAGUUGUCCCAACUGCAACACCAAUUUGACCUGGGGAUGUUGUAUGCCUACAGUCAAUUAUUACUCUAUCAAGGGUCAUGCCUUUUGCCUUGUGGACUGUAAGGGCAAAUGCCAAUUGAAGGGGCAUUUGGGCUCUACAGCAAACCUUUGCAAGUCCCUCUGGUGCAAACUGCCGGAUUUUUUGUUCAUGAAAUGUAACCGAUCCAACAUUUUUAUUAAAAUUAACAACUCAUUUUUCAUUACAUUUCAGUACUAUGCCUUGAAGGCCAUUGACGAUUCUUUUGUCAUUGCUAGAGUUGGCGUGAAUAAUUACUUUUGCACUGACUUCUAGAUAAAUUAUCAUUU
Molecule: messenger RNA, 478 nt
Organism: Owenia fusiformis
Lineage: Eukaryota; Metazoa; Annelida; Polychaeta; Sabellida; Oweniidae
Source: the annotation of a GenBank genome assembly